GCUGGGGUUCAGUCCGACCCAAGAUGGCGGCUUCCAUCGCCUCGCAUUAUCCCCCGUCGUUGCCUAAACGCUUAAACUGAUGCCGAGGCAGGGCAGGGAGAGGCUCGACGCGAGGACUAAGACGUCGCCGAUGACCGGUGAGAGCGCUUUGCUUAUGGUUGUCGUGUGCGGGGAGCCGGCCUGAGGAGGGCGGUCUUAUCCGAGGAUGGCCACCGACAACAGGAUCCAUUUUUGGAGGAGAAACGCAAAGGUUCCCGGAAGGUACCCCAAAGACACCAAGCUGAAGUUCAACAAUCUGAAGUCUAAAAAGACGUCGAGCUUCCACGAGUUUGCCCGCAGCACAAACGAUGCCUGGGACAUUGACGACGACCAGGAAGAUGACGAUUUCUUUGGAGGCCCCGCCCUCUGCUCUACCCUGCCAUCUGGGUUCACUCCAAAACAGCAUGGUGGAAUGUCACACUUGACAGGGGAGGACGCGGAGCACGAGCAUGUCAACGGCAAAGUUGUCAAGUCCAACAGCGAGGUGCACCUCAGCUCGUCCUCAGUUCGCUCCACGCUGCAGAAACAGCAGUCUCUCCCGGUUCGACCCAUUAUCCCGCUUGUGGCGCGCAUUUCGGACCAGAACGCAUCGGGAGCCCCUCCCAUGACGGUGAGGGAGAAGAGCCGACUGGACAAAUUCCGGCAGCUGCUCGCUAGUGCCAACACUGACCUAGAGGAGCUCCGUAAGCACAGCUGGUCAGGUAUACCCAGGGAGGUCCGUCCCAUCACAUGGAGGCUUCUUUCUGGUUACCUGCCGGCUAACAAGGAGCGCCGUGAGCUGGUGCUCAAAAGGAAGCGGGAGGAAUACUUUGGCUUCAUCGUGCAAUAUUACAACUCCAGAACAGAUGAGCACUACAAAGACACGUACCGACAGAUUCACAUCGACAUUCCAAGGACCAACCCUCUCAUUCCAUUGUUCCAGCAGCCUGUUGUGCAAGAGGUGUUUGAGCGUAUUCUCUUCAUCUGGGCAAUUCGACACCCGGCCAGUGGUUAUGUCCAAGGAAUCAAUGAUCUGGUCACACCCUUCUUUGUUGUCUUCCUCUCCGAGUUUGUCAUGGAGGACAUGGAGAACUUUGAGGUCGCUGCCCUGCCUCUGGACACGCAAAGAAACAUCGAAGCGGACAGCUUCUGGUGCAUGAGCAAGCUGCUGGAUGGAAUACAGGACAACUACACCUUUGCUCAGCCGGGAAUCCAGAACAAAGUCAAAGCUUUGGAGGAGCUUGUCAGCCGAAUUGAUGAGGACAUUCACAAUCAUUUCAAAAAGUAUGAGGUGGAGUAUUUACAGUUUGCCUUCCGCUGGAUGAACAAUCUGUUGAUGAGGGAACUUCCACUGCGUUGCACCAUCCGUCUGUGGGACACCUACCAGGCUGAAGCAGAAGGAUUCUCCCACUUUCACUUGUACGUCUGCGCUGCGUUCCUCACUGAGUGGCGCAAAGAAAUCCUCUCCAUGAUUGACUUCCAGGGCCUUCUGAUACUACUGCAGAACCUUCCCACAAUCCACUGGGGCAAUGAAGAAGUGGGCCUCCUGCUGGCUGAAGCUUAUAGACUGAAGUACGUGUUUGCAGACGCUCCCAGCCACUACAAGAGGUAGACGUCCUGUUCGCUGCACAUUCAACUAGACUCUGUGUCUGGCGUCCCCUCAAAGACACUGAUGUGUUGAUCUAAAACCGUCCUCACACUGGACUAAGGAGGUCCACACGGUGUUUAAAGAUCUCCAUCGUUUGCUAUUGAACACUGGACUGUUAGACUUUAAAGCACACGCCUACGCUAUCUUGCUGCAGUCAUGCGACUGAUUGUUUCUCCCGUCCUAAUGUCUUCGGAGGAGACCUUUUCGUCCUUUUUUAAAGGGAUGACGAAUGUCUUGAUCAUUCGGAAUCGAAGAUGAUCGACACGUUUUAUUUCUACUGGUUUUGGGGUUACUGUUUUAAGGAUUAAUCAUUACCUAACAGGUUGAAAAUGUUGAUGUACAGUACAGUCGUCCCUUGUCUAUCGUGGCUAAUUGGUUCCAGGUCUGACCGUGGUAAACAAAUUCACACCAAUUAGGAUUAUUGUUAGUAAAUAUUUUCAUCAUUAGAGCAUAAAAAAACCUUAUGACUUUCUAAAUAUGUUUUUUUAACAUAAUUACAGCCCUCUAAAGUUGAAAUAAAAUCCAUAUAGUCACCAUUACACUAACCUUGAGUGUGUUAUACUGUAGAUUACAGCAUACUUGCCAACCCUCCCGGUUUUCCCGGGGGACUCCCGAAUUUCAGUGGCCCUCCCGAAAAUCUCCCGGGGCAAACAUUCUCCCGAAUUUCUCCCGAUUUCCACCCAGACAACAAUAUUGGGGGCGUGCCUUAAAGGCACUGCCUUUAGCGUCCUCUCUCACUUUAAAAGGAGACUAUUAUAUAUGUCUCCGUUAUCCAUAGGUUUAUCUAUAACCCAUAAAGUAGGCAGGCACACAGCCAUUUCUCAGCGUGUGUUUAUUCCAGCCGGCACGUUAAUACACUGACACAACAUCCGGAUUCCCAUCAUGCAUUGCUUCAAAACUACGGCAAAGUAGUAAUGUCCAAAAACAUAACAAGAGACGAAGCAGAAGAACGAAGAAGAGACAUGGCGACGACGAGUAAGAAGAAGAAGUACCGGUACGCUUGCAAGUUCCAAAAUGAUUGGAAAAAAUAAUUUCAGUUCAUCCAGGACAGCUCGAAGGGGAAGGGGUAUGCUGCCUGCACAUUUUGUAGAUCAGUCUUCUCCAUUGAACACGGUGGCCAAACAGAUAUACUCAUUCAUGAAUGGAUUAUUUAUAUAUAUAUAUAUGUGUGUGUGUGUGGUGUGUGUGUGUGUGUGUGUGUGUGUGUGUGUGUGUGUGUGUGUGUGUGUGUGUGUGUGUGUGUGUGUGUGUGUGUGUGUGUGUGUGUGUGUGUGUAUAAGAAAUACUUGAAAAUAUAUACCGGUACACACCCCUUCCCCCCACUUCAACCACCCCACCCCAAUUACCGAAUUCGGAGGUCUCAAGGUUGGCAAGUAUGGAUUACAGUACUCACUGGUACUCAAGUGUCAUUGCUAUGACAGUCACCCGGCCACUACAACACGACCACAACGUGGAAAUACUUCAUCACGUCCUGGGUAAUUAGUAGUAGUUAGAACUGGGCUUCAUGUGCUGAAACCACAGGCAUACAUUAUUUUGUAAAAACCUGGUCAACUUGAUCGUCGCAACUACGACCAUUAGCUCUGUUGUUAGCAUUCCGUGUUGUUAGCACAGCGUGUCCCGUGUUGUCAUUGUCACAUUGGUGCUAAUAACAGCCUUGUUAGCAAUAAGUGGCGCGCCAUGUACCGCUUUGUCUCGUCUUUUGACUUUGCUCAAGGCUCACCAAUGUGGAGAUGUGUUAUUGAUGAGGCAGGGGUUGAAGAUGAACUGCAUCAAAAAGUUGGUCUAAUUAUAGUCUCGGUGAGGUUAGCGCCAAGAAUAGCCGCCAUUUUGUUAGCAUUGUUCACCCUUAACCCGGAAACUUAAGUGCCACUUGGUGAAUAGCUUUAUUGAUCGCCACAAAAUAAUAAUAGAAAAUAAGACAAAUACUGCACUCCAAUAUGUAUAAGACACGAACAAAUAAAUAAGGCUUAAUUUAAACACUGGAUUUAGGCCACAAAUAUGUACAAAAUGCUUUAAAAUAUAUGCCUUAUUUUCCGGACUAUAGACCGCAACGCACCCACUAAAUUUUAGAAGAAGAAAAAAUAUUGUCCAUAUAUUAGCCGCACUGGACUAUAAUCCGCAGGUAUCUACGUUGUGAAAUUAAUUAUUUACACAGAAAUAUUUAGUAAAUGUUUAUUUACAUACCUUAAUUAUUUCCACACAAUGUCUGUAACGCGGCAGUAAAACGGAUGAUCAAACAAAACAGAAGUCAUCGCCAUGGACCCACUAGCUGCGGAAGCUAGCUCUCCAAUCAGUUAAACACACACAAUAACUCCACGGCGACGUUUUGGUGAAUUUACUGAGGAAAUUGUGAAACAAACAAUUUAAAAAGAAUGCCGUUGUAAAUUAAUAAUACUAACACUCGUAAACAUGUUAGCAUAUUAGCUAAUUCUACGACGCUAGCUUAAAAAAAUUAUGCUAGCCCGUACAAAUAUGCACGAACACACUCCUACAGACAUUACACAUGAGACGGUUUAGUAAGUAAGAAUAGUUUUAAAUUUACAAACGUGGCUUCAAGUGACGAAUGAAGAAUCCAUUCGAUCAGAAACGCUACGGAUGGCUAGGAGACGAAAUGACACUUCUACUUCAGGUUGAAAGCACUAAAUAAAAAGAACACCGAAGCAUGGCAGCACCUGCUGUGAGCGAACUUGUUCAAAAGAUGGCGCAAUAGCACAAACAGUAACACACCUGUUCAUGAUUUGCGUUAUGGCCGUCAUCGAAGAAAAAUCCAUAAAUUAGUGCACCGUUUUAUAAGCCUCAGGGUUCAAAGCGUAAGAAAAAAGUGGCGGUUUAUAGUCCGGAAUUUAAGGUCUAUAUUUGAAUCUGCGAGGUCGUGAAGCCACACAUAUGGCAUGGGACGACUGUACUUGAAGAUAAUUGUUCUAUAUAUAAAAUAAAGCCAACUCCCCCUUUCAGAUACAUUUUGCUAGCUGUAAUUAGAAUCGGCCAAUCAAACGUCUCCGCUUCAAAGCUCCACCUAAUCUCAUCAGUUUUUGAAUCUCAUGCUGUUAUUUCAUGGUGUGUUUCAGGUGUGCGUACUAAAAGGAGCAAAGAGGUGGACGUUACAUUUCUCCUCGCUAAAAGUGUUUUAGUUUCUCUUUACUUGUGAAUUGUAUUGCCUCCUUUUGUUGAGGAGAAAUGACCUACCAGGUUCAUGUAGCUUUAGAAGCCAUUUUAUCAUAAAGUAUAUUUUAAUAUUUCACUUAAGGUACAUCUAUCAUUCCUAAAUGCACUUUGUAUUUUUUUUGUUACCCUUUGAUGUUUGAUUCAAUACGCAGAAGAACAAUGAAUAGUUAUGACUAGGGGUGUACCGAUUCAAUAUUGUUAUCAGAUAUUUGUCCGAUACCAGCAAUAAAACUGGUAUCUGAUUAUAUCAGCCUGCAUCUACAAACAUCUGAUAGAAGAACUCUGACACAAGCAGCCUUUUCUGUUCCUGCUAACGACUCUUCCUGCUAUUUUAGCAAACAGAUACCAGAUUAUCUCCAUUUGAGAGUGUUUAAAACAUUAAAACUAGUGAUGUGUGCAUCGACACUGAAAUAUCGAUACUGCCGAUACCAGAUUUUUAUGCUCUAUUAUCGAUUUUUAAAUCAAAAUAUUGAUUCUUUUGAUAUUUUAGUUCAGGGGUGCUGAAACUUUUUCCACCAAGGGCCAAGUAUGCGGGGCCCAUAUUGAUAAUUUUUUAAAUUUAAAAAUAAAAAUGCUAAUAACAGUUAUUGGGUAAGAUUUGAUUAGAACAUUUCAGCUUUUUGUCAUUAAACACCGAUUUUUUUUCUCUUUUGCUUACAAUUAUUUCAUUUUUCAAUGAACUAACUAAACUUUGUUUAUGUUUUAGAUAUAAUUCAUUUUAAUUUUGAGAGCUGCUAAUAUUUUAGAUCAGGUGUGUCUAAACUUUGUCCACCAUUCUGAAAAGUCAAGUAAAACAUAUAUUAGAUAUAUUUAAAGACAAAGUACAUUAUUAUUAGUUAGAAAAUGUCAGCUAUUUGUCAUUACAUGAUCAAUUUUACUGUUUAUUUUUUUAGAUAUACCGUAUUUUUCGGAGUAUAAGUCGCUCCGGAGUAUACAGUAAGUCGCACCGUCCGAAAAUGCAUAAUAAAGAAGGAAAAAAACAUAUCUAGGUCGCAUUUUUUGGGGAAAUGUAUUUGAUAAAACCCAACACCAAGAAUAGACAUUUGAAAGGCAAUUUAAAAUAAAUGAAGAAUAGUGAACAACAGGCUGAAUAAGUGUACGUUAUAUGACGCAUAAAUAACCAACUGAGAAUGUGCCUGAUAUGUUAACGUAACAUAUUAUGGUAAGAGUCAUUCAAAUAACUAUGACAUAUAGAACAUGCUAUACGUUUACCAAACAAUCUGUCACUCCUAAUCGCUAAAUCAGAUGAAAUCUUAGACGUCUAGUCUCUUACGUGAAUGAGCUAAAUAAUAUUAUUUGAUAUUUUACGGUAAUGUGUUAAUAAUUUCACACCUAAGUCGCUCCUGAGUAUAAAUCGCACCCCCGGCCAAACUAUGAAAAAAACUGCGACUUAUAGUCCGAAAAAUACGGUAUAUGUUAUUUUAGCAGACACAUUAUAAUUGCACAAAGUAUCUGUAUCGGAUUGGUAGCGCCAUUACCAGCCUGAAUUUUACUUGGUAUCGGAUCGGAAAGAAAAUCGCACAUCACUACUAAAAACUGAAAGUACAGAAGUAUAAAGUAUGUCAAUGUAGGUUACAUGGGAUAUAAAAUAACUUCUCUGUGACAUUCCAACAUUUAAAACCAAUGCGCUAGCUCGAUGCUAAUUUACACUGGGUAUGCCGUUUACAUGCUACUGAUUAGCAUUAGUGAUUUUACAACACCUCCGAAUUUGCAAAUGAAAAUUACAACUAAGAUGUACGUUUACAAUCAAACAGCUGAUGUGUAAUAAGUGCAAUACUUGCAGUACACACACUUUGUAGGACUCAACAAGAGACACAACUGGCACGUUCGACCUAAUGGCAAAGACUAUUUCCUAACUACGGCAGCACACCUAGGACAAACUGAAAUUAAUUUAUACUUGCAAAUGAUCCUAAAAUUACCCUGAUAUCGAUAUCGGACAAUAGUCGGAAGUGAAAAAGCUGUAUAGGGACACCCCUACUUGGUUUGACUAAAUUACUUUUGCUGCAACAGUAUUGAUUGUGCAAAACGUUGUGAAAGAAGUGCUCAUCUCGAUCAACGCUCUGCAACUUUGUGUCCGUCCUCCUGAUUGCUUUUGAAUGAUUUUACCACUCAGACAUAUUUAACGAUCCGUUCCGCGGUACCAAAGGACGCUGGUGAGUAUUUCAGAGUAAGUGCUCAAGAGUACAGUAUAUGUCGAUGCCUUUGUGAAGAUGUACUUCUGUCUUUUACCAUGUGACACAUAAGCUUUGUCCUCAGUCCUGCUUUUUAUCUCCUUGCUCGACUCGCAUUGUUCUUGGAUCGGAAGUAACGAAUGCGAUUUGAGGAAGUGGCGUAUUAACGUGAGAUUUACAUUUGGAAGAGUUGACAAUCCUAGACUUUGGUAUUGACGUUUCCAUAAAUGUGAGUAGGUAAUAUUAAUGUAGGUCAAUGACGUGUUAUCAUGCUGCAUCUUAAGGCCUGACAUUGUAUGACAGCUAGGUAACAAAAUUAGUGUUGAGGAUUUUGUUUUGCUAUUCUAACAUGUCAGUUCAUGCAUAACAAGGCGGAGCUGCUUAUUGAGCAUUUACAUAAGAUACUGACGAUAAAUACUACACCGUUGUAUCUCAUUUGAGCCAGAAAAAAAUUGAGUUUCGUCAACCAUGAAUAUAUGGUUUAUUUUAAGCCAUUUUUUUUUUUUGGAAAUGCAAAGUAUUUCAGUGCUUUAUUCAUGCCUCUCUUCGAAAUAUUGUUUUUUCCAUAUUGUUUGGUUUUAAUAUUAACUCAAUAUCCUAAAAGAAAAGGUGUUCCUGAUUGUGUGUUGUUGCUGUUUAAUCAAUGUAUGGUAUGCCAAAUGUUGCUUUGGGCCAAUACAAGCUGUGUUAGAAUGACUUACUUCAGCCUUAAAGGGAGUAUUUGAUUGUUACAGUACUGUAAUGUACAUUAUUUUUGUUUAUAUUAAAAGAUUGCUAUGUUUUGUUUUAGGCAAUCACAUUGUC
Molecule: messenger RNA, 7806 nt
Organism: Entelurus aequoreus (snake pipefish)
Lineage: Eukaryota; Metazoa; Chordata; Actinopteri; Syngnathiformes; Syngnathidae
Product: TBC1 domain family member 22B-like
Exons: 13
Coding region: 206-1630 (474 amino acids)
Biological process (GO): activation of GTPase activity
Molecular function (GO): GTPase activator activity
Source: RefSeq, a predicted model, not a curated record